AACAAUUGCUGGAGUGCCUAGUAGACAACAAUCUUCAAGACCCUUAAAGCAGAAAUGGUGCGGUCUUGCGUAUUUGGCUCCUGGUUUUUGGUGUCCCAUUAAUGAUGCCAGUUAAACCAUGUGACCAGUCAAGCCAAUCACACACCAUGGCAGCAGCUUACAGAUAGGCUCAUCUGUAGGUCAGGGAUUUCUGUAAAUGGGAUGAGGGUGAUUAGCUGGGUUUACGAUGACGUACAGUAUCUUUGUGUUUAAUCAUUCGGAUCUUUGCUGUUUGUCCUCUCUUCACAGGUAGAGCACUAUUUGCUUCACUACCUGCACACAUUGCUAGUUUUAAUCAUUGUGGAUGAAAAUCUAUUUUAAAUGUGAAUCGUGAUGACAGGGCGAUACACCUGCAUUUACUUUUAGGCCGGCCGGGUCUUUGUUUAUUAUGGGUGCGAAGACAGUCAUGAAAAUAGCCAACAAGUGCUUGCUUUACUGGAAUGGAUCACAUAUUGCACCUUGAACAGCGUUAAACAGCGUUUUUUGAUUAUUUGUGGACUUUUUUUAUAAAGAUAUCUGGACUUUUAAUAGUCAUCCAACAUGGCUCUUAUGAAGGUGAAGUUUGACCUGAAGAAACGGGUGAAGCUGGCCCAGAUGCUUUGGCUCAUGUACUGGGUCUCUGUUAUGGCCAGUGUGCUCGUCUUCAGCAUGGGCCUUUUCUUUAAAAUCGAAUUGCGCAAGAGAAGUGAACUCAUGGACAACAAUGAAAGCCAUUUUGUACCCAACUUGCUAAUUGGUGUGGGUCUUUUGGCGUGCGGCCUCAAUGCAUUUGGGGGCAAGAUCUGCUAUGAUUCGCUUGAUUCCAGCAAGUUUGCAAAAUGGAAGACCGUUUUGAAGCCCUUUCUCGUUUGUUGUUUGUUCUUCAACGUUUUUCUCGUCCUCACGGCGGUGAUGUGUUUUGCCACGCGCAUACCUCUACAGUUCACCCUUGCUGAGGGGCUGAAAAAUGGCAUGAAGUACUAUAAGGACACAGAUACACCUGGUCGCUGCUAUAUGAAACGAACUUUGGAUCUCAUGCAGAUGGAGUUUCGCUGCUGUGGCAACAACAACUAUAAAGAUUGGUUUGAGAUCCAGUGGGUGAGCAACCGUUACCUGGACUUCAGCUCCAAGGAAGUCAAAGAUCGAAUCAGCAGUAAUGUGGAUGGAAAAUACUUAAUGGACGGAGUUCCCUUCAGUUGCUGCAACCCGAGCUCACCAAGACCUUGCAUACAACAUCAAAUAACCAAUAAUUCAGCUCACUACAGCUAUGACCACCACACAGAAGAUCUUAACAUCUGGAAACGCGGCUGCCGGGAUGCCCUCGUAUCUUACUACGGCGGAAUGAUGAACACGAUCGGGAUACUUGUGCUGCUGGUUACUGCUUUGGAAGUUGCUGUCAUGAUUGGUCUACAAUAUGUAAACACCUCUCUGUCCACGCUGGUAAAUCCCGAAGACCCUGAGAGUGAGAGCGAAGGCUGGAUACUGGAGAAAACUGUCAAAGAAACCUUUACUGACAUCAUGGCUAAAAUGAAGACCAUGGGCAAAGGCAAUCAAGUGGAUGAGGGGGCACAGGAAGAGGGUGUUGCCACUGUAAGCUGAACAAGCCACACCCACAGAACUUUGGCCACGCCUACAUGAUGCAAAGUGCUGACACAGCCUGAAGUCUGAAGCUUACUGUAUAUCAUUUACACUACACAAAGUGAAGACAACGGCAGUUAGUUAAGCACCCGUGAAGAAAAAAAUGUAAAUAUAAACUGUUAGCCUUUAAUUGGUAUGGAAAUCCUUACUAGAUAAAGCACACAUUAAUAUCCAAAUAAAGAGGUGUUUUAAAUAA
Messenger RNA from Misgurnus anguillicaudatus (oriental weatherfish), 1852 nucleotides. RefSeq names its product peripherin 2a (retinal degeneration, slow) (gene prph2a). Gene Ontology annotation, biological process: visual perception. Gene Ontology annotation, cellular component: plasma membrane. NCBI's taxonomy places the organism in Eukaryota, Metazoa, Chordata, Actinopteri, Cypriniformes, Cobitidae. The record is from RefSeq and is a predicted model, not a curated record.